AUGAGUUACGUUCAAUCCUUGAAUGGAUCUGCAACGGACGGCUGCUUUCUUCAAACUAACACCAUUUCUAAUCCGAAGUUGUCGGAGAUGAUCAACUGGGAUGCGGAAACAAGUAACUCGGACAACAACCUUAUGACUAACGUAUUACUUUUAUUGGUUUACGGUUUAUCGUGUUAUGUAUUGCGUCUUGUGCGUCAACUGCGAUCCAUACUGCUUUAUGGAUCCGAGACGUGA
Molecule: messenger RNA, 234 nt
Organism: Opisthorchis viverrini
Lineage: Eukaryota; Metazoa; Platyhelminthes; Trematoda; Opisthorchiida; Opisthorchiidae
Exons: 2
Coding region: 1-234 (77 amino acids)
Source: RefSeq, a predicted model, not a curated record